Molecule: messenger RNA, 1081 nt
Organism: Acanthochromis polyacanthus (spiny chromis)
Lineage: Eukaryota; Metazoa; Chordata; Actinopteri; Pomacentridae
Exons: 1
Coding region: 2-1081 (359 amino acids)
Biological process (GO): chromatin remodeling
Cellular component (GO): nucleus
Source: RefSeq, a predicted model, not a curated record
GAUGCAGAGCAUCCCUAGAAAUGAGAGAGUUGUCAUUGGUGCAGACUUCAAUGGACAUGUUGGUGCAGGAAACAGAGAUGAUGAGGAGGUCAUGGGCAGGUUUGGUAUCCAGGAGAGGAACGCAGAAGGACAGAUGGUGGUUGACUUUGCAAAAAGGAUGGAAAUGGCUGUAGUGAAUACUUUCUUCCAGAAGAGGCAGGAACAUAGGGUGACCUAUAAGAGUGGAGAUAGGAGCACACAGGUAGACUACAUGUUGUGUAGACGGUGUAAUCUGAAGGAGAUCAGUGACUGCAAAGUAGUGGUAGGUGAGAGUGUAGCCAGACAGCAUGGGAUGGUGGUGUGUAGGAUGACCCUGGUGGUGAAGGAGAUGAAGAGGGCAAAGGCAGAGCAGAGGACCAAAUGGUGGAAGCUGAAAAAGGAAGAGUGUUGUAUGACUUUCAGGAAAGAGUUGAGACAGGCUUUGGAUGGUCAGGAGGUGCUUCCAGGUGACUGGACAACUACAGCAAAUGUGAUCAGGGAGACAGGUCAGAGAGUACUUGGUGUGUCAUCUGGAAGGAAAGGCGAUAAGGAGACUUGGUGGUGGAAUGAGGAGGUGCAGGAGUGGAUCCAGAGAAAGAGGUUAUCUAAGAAGAAGUGGGACACUGAGAGGACUGAAGAGAGUAGACAGGAGUACAGGGAGAUGCAGCGUAAGGUGAAAGUAGAGGUGGCAAAGGCCAAACAAGGGGCUUACGAUGACUUGUAUGCUAGGUUGGACAGUAAGGAGGGAGAGACUGAUCUGUGUAGGUUGGCAAGGCAGAGAGACAGAGAUGGGAAGGACGUGCAGCAGGUUAGGGUGAUAAAGGAUAAGGAUGGAAGUGUGUUGUCAGGUGCCAAUAGUGUGAUGGGAAGAUGGAAAGAGUACUUUGAAGAGUUGAUGAAUGAGGAAAAUGAGAGAGAACGAAGAGUAGAAGAGGUGACUGUUGUGGAGCAGGAAGUAGCAAAGAUUAGUAAGGAUGAAGUGAGGAGGGCAUUGAAGAGGAUGAAGAGUGGAAAGGCACUUGGUCCUGAUGAUAUACCUGUGGAGGUAUGGAAGUGUCUCUGA